UCUGCCCCUUCCGCUGAGCGCGUGCAAGGUCACUCUCAGCGCUAAGAUGGCGGCGGGCACAGUUGUCGUGCGCGAAAGCGGGGAGGAUGCCUUCCGUCGGCUCUUUCGUUUCUACCGGCGGUGGGAGGGCUCGGAUCCUACUGGGGUGAUUGAUUUCUCGAAACCAGCGUCGCGACAGGUUGUCAGCUCUCCCCUGAGUUUCUCCUCAGUAAGUGAUCAGGAUGCCCACAAAGCAGGACUACGUCCAGUUAGUCAGUGGAAAGCCUAUGGUCUGGAUAACUAUCCAGGGUUUAUAUUUAUACCAGAUCCCUUCCUUCCGGGUUGCCAGCGUCACUGGAUGAAGCAGUGUCUGAAGAAGUACACCCAGAAGCCUAAUGUGUGCAAUUUGGAUAUGCACAUGUCUUCUAAGGAGACCACUGAUCUUUGGGGGAAGAGUCAGCAUCAGCUGCGAAACAAAAGUUCCAGCAAACGGGAGUCAAAAAGUUUACUGGAAAAGCUGCGCUGGGUGACUUUAGGUUACCAUUAUAACUGGAAUACAAAGAAAUAUUCAGAUGAUCACCACACACCGUUUCCAUCUGACCUGGCUUUCCUCUCGAAGCAAGUGGCUAAAGCUUGUGGCUUUCCAGACUUCCAAGCAGAAGCAGGGAUCCUGAACUACUAUCAUUUUGAUUCAUCUCUGGGAAUUCAUGUGGAUGAGUCUGAGCUGGACUGUUCGCAACCCCUCUUAUCAUUCAGUUUGGGACAGUCAUCCAUAUUUUUGUUAGGGGGAGUGAAACGAGAUGAAGCCCCCGUGGCCAUGUUUAUGCACAGUGGAGACAUGAUGAUCAUGUCUGGCUUCAGCCGCUUGCUGUACCACGCAGUCCCCAGGAUUCUGCCCAACCUGGAGGGGAAGCCUUUGCCUUCUUGUCUGGACCUGCCUCUCCCUGCUGACCUUCCUGAAGACUCUGUUAUUGAGGCUUGCUCUCAAGAGGACUGGCAAGUCUGUGCCAAAUAUCUGCAAACAUCCCGUAUUAACAUGACUGUCAGGCAGGUGCUGGCUGAAGGUCAGAGCUUCCCAACUGAGACCAGGACACAGAGCGAACUGGAUGCUUUUCCCAUAGGUUCUUAACAUGAGGAGCAUAGUGACAUAAAAAAGCAUAAGUCUAAUACUGACAGUGGAGACCUGCAAUCUUCUCUUCCUUCAAUAUAGAUUGUGUAAGUAACACCUCCAGGAGCAGCAACUAAAGCAGCAGCAAACAAAAAUUGUGAUCCUUAGUACUGAAAAUAAGUGGAUGUAACAAACCUUUGAACUUUGUGGACAAAGUGUGUGGCUCAGGUCAAAACACUGAGUGCUCUUUCCACUUGUGUGUUUUUUUUCCUCCAAGGUCACACAAAACUAUGUCAUCCCCAUGCUUUGGUUAACACUGAAUAGAAUAUACAUUCCCUGGCCUGUAGCUGUCUUGUUACUCACUUUGAGGUAUCGGGAGGGAUGCACCAGCCAAAGGAGCAGCUGUUAAGUUACAGAUGUUUGUAAUCCAGCUUAUGGCUAAGAUAAGCAGGUCUGGCUCUGGUUACUGCCUAGGUAGAAUGCCACUAGGGGAUACCAGUGGAAAUGUUACCAAUAUUAAUUCUCAUUUAAACUGAAGUGGCCAUUCGAAGGAAGCACCUUAAUGUACAUCCCUUUCUCACUGGCCUCCCCUGGAUACUGCUAGUCUGCUGUGUCUUCUAGAGACCAGCUAUAUGGCUUGCAAUGUGUUUAUUACCUUUUGACUGAUACCAAGGGUUCAUUUUAUGAGUGGGAUAGGGCUUUUAUUUAAAGCAUCCUCCCUUUUGGGAGCAAAAUAAUUAGGGAUUGUCUAGUGGUUUUUCUAUUCAAGAUGUCCUUUUCUUCCCCUUGACUCUGAAUACUAAAAGCGCCCUGUUCCAUCAGCAUCAGGCCAUUUGGUUGCCUGCAUAAUGCAAUCUUCGCAGCCUGCCUCCUUUAGGAACAGACUGAAGAGAAUGACUUUACAAACAGGAACAAUAAAGUUAUAGAUGAAGCACCCAGAAAGAAAAUUAAUCAGCGACUAUCUCUAUUGCCCAAUAGGUAAAUAUAUUGAAACAAAUAAGGACAACACAGUCUUCUGUGCCCAUCUGUUUUAGGAUUCUGACUUCCCUAUCUGGUUUUUAAUGCAGUUUUAAUUGCCAGAGUGCAGCGCUCUGUCCCAGGGGUGUUUUGUCGCACUUUUCCCAUGAAUAAGCUUACUCUGUUUUAAAUUAAAGAUCCCUAUCUGUC
Molecule: messenger RNA, 2254 nt
Organism: Rhineura floridana
Lineage: Eukaryota; Metazoa; Chordata; Lepidosauria; Squamata; Rhineuridae
Gene: ALKBH1
Product: alkB homolog 1, histone H2A dioxygenase
Exons: 6
Coding region: 47-1108 (353 amino acids)
Biological process (GO): oxidative RNA demethylation
Cellular component (GO): cytoplasm; nucleus
Molecular function (GO): oxidative RNA demethylase activity; ferrous iron binding; broad specificity oxidative DNA demethylase activity
Source: RefSeq, a predicted model, not a curated record